AUGGCAAUUACUUUGAAGAAUAAAGCUACUGAGAAGCUCUAUCUCAACGAAAAAUUGGCGGAUGUACAUUUUGCAUUCAAUGUGGGCGAUGAAAUUCGAAAGGUGCCAGCCAACAAAGCCAAUCUGGCCGCAUUAAGUUCGGUGUUUGAUCGCAUGUUCUAUGGAUCGUUGACAGAAGAUGGAGACGUUAAAAUAGUCGAUGCAUCCGUCGAGGCGUUCAAAGAGUUUUUGCAGAUUUUUUAUCUGGGCGAAUUGACGCUAACCAUUGAGAAUAUUGAAACCGUUGCUCGUUUGGCUGAUAAGUACGAUGUUCUUGCGCAUUUCUACGAUUGUGCGACAUUCACUCAAAACGAAUGGACGAUAGACAAUAUAUGCUGGGGACUUCAAAUAGCAUUGUUCCUGAAGAAUCAAACAUUGACCGACUAUUGUGAGAGUAAAAUCAAAGGAUUAACCAAAAAAGUAUUUACAUCGGAUGCAUUUCUACAAUGUGACAAAGAAACACUGGGACACAUUUUGAAGCUGAACUUAUCGUGUGAAUCGAUUGAUGUGUUCAAUGCGUGCAUGGAUUGGGCGAAAUAUGCAUGCAAACUAGAUGGUUUGGAUGAAAAACAGGCGAUUAAUCUACGAAACCAGCUCGGCGACCAUUUAAAGUUGAUUCGAUACGACGAAAUGUCAGUCGAAGAAUUCUCUGAAAUUUACAUAGCAAAUGAAGGACUGUUCACUUCGGAAGAGUUCGCAGACAUAAUGCUUACAUUAACAAUAGAUAAAUAUGAACCGAGAUUAUUCAACCAUAUUCCUUGUCAAUACGCACCGAGCAAAUGGAACAAAUGGAACAAAUUCAAAGAUUUAAAAU
Messenger RNA from Sitodiplosis mosellana (orange wheat blossom midge), 853 nucleotides. RefSeq names its product BTB/POZ domain-containing protein 6-B-like. Gene Ontology annotation, molecular function: protein binding. The annotation marks the transcript as partial. Gene Ontology annotation, cellular component: cytosol. The transcript has a single exon. Gene Ontology annotation, biological process: neurogenesis. The record is from RefSeq and is a predicted model, not a curated record. Lineage: Eukaryota; Metazoa; Arthropoda; Insecta; Diptera; Cecidomyiidae.